GCCCUGUAUCUUGUAUUUCAAUGGGGUGGUCAAUAGGGUGGUUAAGUGGAAUGAACUAGCAUUGACUCCUGACUUUUCUCACCCUUCUGGUUUGACUAACCUGAUGCUAUGACAUAAGUAUAUUUCUUUCCUGCUCCCUGAAAUGUCACUUUUAAAAAAGACUUCCUUUAAACAGCACCCUUAGAGAGCUGAUUCUAAAUUGCUGUUUAGCUGAGCAGCAAAACCUCCACUUUUUAGCCAUGAUUGGUCGAUCAACUAAAUUUAUUUCUUUGGUGCUGGUGUUAACAGCCACCAUUAUUUUUUUUCUGCUUGCACUGGAAAAUCUGACCAUAAAAAAAGACUUCGACUCUACCUGGACGGCCAUCUCAGAAAGAAACAGAGCCAGUGGAGAAUACAACUUGUUGAAAAUUGGCGAUUUAUUGCAAAACAAGGAAGAGUUAAGUCCAACAGCAGACACAUCUCAAAGGAACGUUUCAGUGACUUCAGCUCCUUCUGAGACUCCAAUACCCAUUUUAUUGAAAAAAAGAUUCAAGAAGCUUCCUCAGUGGAGCUUUGAAGAUAUUUACAACUUGGAUGCUCCCCCAAGACCGAUGACAUGUCCGCAGUCUCUGCGUAACUCCAAGGAUCAGGAAUUCCAGAAAGCCUUCCUUCCCAACAUACGCAUGUAUAUGCACAAAAACAACUUUAACAUUAGAGAGUGGAACCGACUCUCACAUUUUAACAAUCCUUUUGGUUUUAUGGAAAUGAAGUAUGACGAUGUAAUGCCUGUAGUGAAACUCAUCCCAAAGCCAAAAGAACCACUGCUUCUCCCAAAACCAGGUGGGGAUGGCUGUGUGCACUGUGCUGUGGUGGGAACUGCAGGCAUCAUGAACGGCUCAAAAAUGGGCGCGGAGAUUGAUGCUCAUGACUACGUCUUUCGGAUGAAUGCUGCAGUGACCAAUGGUUUUGAGGAAGAUGUCGGGAGCAGAACAUCAGUGUAUGUUCACACGGCCCACUCAAUAACAUCAGCCCCUAUUUUUUAUGGCAAGUUUGGAUACAAGGCAGCUCCGCAUGAUGAGGGUAUAAAGUAUGUCCUGAUUCCUGAAGGUUUGAGGGACUUCCAGUGGCUCAACUCUGUCCUUACAGGAGAAAAAGUCUCUGAUGGGCAAUAUCGUAACAGAGAUGCUAGGAAGUACUAUUCAGGACAGUACAAUGAGACCCGCUUUUAUGUCCUGCACCAAGACUUUCUGCGAUAUAUACGCAACAGGUUUUUAAAAUCAGUCAAUCUUAAUAAAGGGUUCUGGGCCAUUGUCCGACCAACCAAUGGGGCGUUUGCUCUGUUUACGGCUCUGCACAUUUGUGACACAGUGGAUGCAUAUGGAUUCAUGACAGAAGAUUAUGCAAAAUACUCCAACUACUACUUUCAAAAGUUUUUGAAAACCAAAGUCGUUUUCUUCGCAAAUCAUGACUACAUUAUGGAGAAGAAUUUGUGGAAGAGCCUCCAUGACAAAAAAAUUUUAAAGCUGUUUCAAGGAAGUGAAUCACAGCAGAAAACAGAAGAGCCAUAAACACACUGGAACGGGUCAAACUGAUUAUCAACCUGAUCAACAACAUUUGCAACGUAUAAAUUCUGCUUCAUAACAAGUAUUUCUAUCUCCCUCUCUUUAAUACAUUUUUAUUUGAAGAGUUUCUGAUUUUUGCCACAGUAGUUCUCACCAGGUUAAAGUUAUAAAAACAUUGUACUAACAUACAUCAUUCCAGCAUAAAGCAAGUUUUAAAAAGAAAUGACAAAUCUCUAUUUAUGUAUUUAUAACCGUUUCCUCUAACCUUUAAAAGGUUUAGUUUUUAAAAGCAAAAAAAUAUUAUAAAAACUAUCAUCAGAAUCAGAAU
Messenger RNA from Cyprinodon variegatus (sheepshead minnow), 1869 nucleotides. RefSeq names its product alpha-N-acetylgalactosaminide alpha-2,6-sialyltransferase 1-like. NCBI's taxonomy places the organism in Eukaryota, Metazoa, Chordata, Actinopteri, Cyprinodontiformes, Cyprinodontidae. The coding region runs from base 240 to 1547 and encodes 435 amino acids. Gene Ontology annotation, molecular function: sialyltransferase activity. The record is from RefSeq and is a predicted model, not a curated record. The transcript is spliced from 9 exons.